GAUCAUCACUCUCCCGUUUACUGUUAGCCAUUGGUGUGGCAGUUCUAGCGCAGGUCUCUGGGAGUCGUAGUCCUAGACGGCCCACUUUAUCUUCUUCCCCUUGGGAAGAAGGAACUACAAGUCCCAGGGUCUCACAGCGGCAGCAGGUGGGAGCUUGGAUGUUGAUAUCAACAUGGCGCUUGUCAGACAGACAAAGGCAGUCAGUCUGGUCUGAUUGAGCCCAAAAGGGAGCAGGAAGAAGUGGGAGGGGUUUUUUUCUUUCCUUGGGGGGUUCAAAGGAAGCAGAGCUUGGGAGUCUGAAGCAAUCCCCCCCUUGGAGCUCCUUUCCAUUUUAUUUUGCAGGAUCCCCUAAAAAAAGAAAUCUCUUCGCUUUUCCUAUUUGGGAGCCACCCCCAACUUCUGCUUCUAAAUGGUCAAGUGGAGAAAAAAGUAGCCAGAACCAAAACAUCUCAACUGAAAAUGGCAGAUUGACGUGUCAGUGAGAAUUGGCUGUACUAGUUCACGCUGCAGGGCCUUGGAAUCAGGGAAAUAUUUCUGCCCUCAUUGCCCAAAGAGACAGCUAAGGCAAGAGAACAAGGCUAACAGAAUGAUAACAAAUACUGAAGACCUCCAAGAGGCUUUCUGACCUUCCUCUCCCCAUGUAAAUUAUGCUGAGAACCUUUCCAGUGGUUCUGCUGGAAACCAUGUUUCACUACACAGAUGAACCCAGAUUCACCAUAGAGCAAAUAGAUCUACUUCAACGCCUGCGGCGUACUGGUAUGACACGCCACGAAAUCCUUCAUGCUUUGGAAACCUUUGACCGUCUUGACCAGGAACACAGUGACAAGUUUGGGCGGCGGUCUGCCUAUGGGAGUGGAUCCUGUAGUAACAGCACCAACAAUGUUCCAGCGUCUUCCUCUACAGCCACAGCUUCCACACAGACCCAGCACUCUGGGAUGUCCCCAUCUCCAAGCAACAGUUAUGAUACCUCCCCACAACCUUGCACUACCAAUCAAAAUGGGAGGGAGAGUAACGAGAGGUUGUCUGCCUUCAAUGGGAAGAUGUCGCCUACACGUUACCCUCUGGCAAAUAGCAUGGCUCAAAGGUCAUAUAGCUUUGAAGCCUCUGAGGAGGACUUGGAUGUAGAUGAUAAAGUAGAAGAAUUGAUGAGGAGGGACAGCAGCGUGAUAAAAGAGGAAAUCAAAGCCUUCCUGGCCAACCGGAGGAUUUCUCAAGCAGUUGUUGCACAGGUUACAGGCAUCAGUCAGAGUCGGAUCUCCCACUGGCUGUUGCAACAGGGAUCAGACCUGAGUGAACAAAAGAAAAGGGCCUUUUACCGAUGGUACCAGCUUGAGAAAUCAAAUCCAGGGGCUACAUUAAGCAUGAGACCAGCCCCUCUUCCAGUUGAAGAGCCAGAAUGGAGACAGACGCCUCCGCCAGUCACAGCUACCUCUGGGACUUUCCGCUUGCGACGUGGCAGUCGGUUUACCUGGAGAAAGGAAUGUUUGGCUGUCAUGGAAAGCUACUUCAAUGAGAAUCAAUAUCCUGAUGAGGCCAAGAGAGAAGAAAUUGCAAAUGCUUGUAAUGCAGUUAUUCAAAAGCCAGGAAAGAAGCUGUCAGAUCUGGAGCGAGUUACCUCCCUCAAAGUGUACAAUUGGUUUGCCAAUAGAAGGAAGGAAAUCAAGAGGCGAGCCAAUAUUGAAGCAGCAAUCCUGGAGAGUCAUGGGAUAGAUGUACAAAGCCCCGGAGGCCACUCCAACAGUGACGACGUAGACGGAAAUGACUAUUCAGAGCAGGAGUCUUGGCAAGUACGCAAUGGGGAGGAGGAGGGAAGAUGUACAGAGGGAGGCAGAGAAGCAGAGAAGUUAGAAGAAGACAGGAGGAUCUGCUCAAAACAAGAUGACAACACUAGCCAUAGCGACCACCAAGACCCUAUCUCACUAGCCGUGGAGAUGGCAGCGGUAAAUCACACCAUUCUGGCGUUGGCCCGGCAAGGAACCAGCGAGAUCAAAACAGAGGCCCUGGAUGAUGACUGAUGACGCGAUGGAGGGGGAGGGCUCCCAGAUGAGAAAGUAACUUAGUUUUAGACGUAGCACCUUAGCAGCCUUUUUCCUGGUCCCUAAUAUGUGUCCUUCUUUACAAUAUAACUUUGCAGUCUCUUGUACGUCGUUUAGGGUCUUGUCCUGUGAAGAUGGCAUGGUGCCCUCUGACUCUGCGUAUAAACUCUCAGUAUUAACUCCCAGUCAGAUAAUUAACCAAGCCGACUGACCUCCCUCUCCCAGUGCUCCCCCCUCAGCUAGAUGAAAACCUUUGCUGCUCUGUCUUUAGCAUUCCAUGAACGUGCUUCCAGGUGUCGUAGGCAGCCCUCGAUUCCAAGCCUUAGGCUAAAUCUGUAGAAAAACAACCAUACAAACUUGGAUUAUCCUUCAGACUUCCUGGUGUUAACACUUUUUUAUUUCCUCUUGUUAUUGUUACAAAACCAAAAGGAGACAAUGGAGAUUCAGUGGUUUGAAGGAAAAUGGGUUGAGAGUUUGGACAGGGAAUGGGAUUAUGAUGAAGCUCAGAUCUGUUGUGAACGUCUUGUUACCAGGUGCCAAUAAACUGGGCCUCCCUUGGCAGUGCAGCAAUAGAAUCUUUACUGCUUUUCCAUAGGGUUAGUACUGUUUUCUAAAAGUCCUGGCUGGUUGGGAAGGAGAAAGGGAAAGUCCACCAGCUUGUUUUGAUUGAUGUUUGCUGCUGACGUGGUCAACAUAACCUUCCUGUUUUCUUUGCAAGUUGUGUUAUGGGAGGAACAAAGCAUUUCCCCCCUCAAUUCUUAGGUUUCCCCAGUUAGGCCAAAGUUUCCAUCUAUAGAAGAGGCUGUGUCUCUGAAUGAGACCCACUGUGGCUGUGUUCCUUCCAAUAAGUGGUCACUAAGGCUGAUGGUGGCUAAGGAAUGAUGUAGGUGUGAUUGGAUCAUUCACAAUUCUUUUAUCAGUUAGUCAUAAAUGAGCCCUGGCGAGUUCAUUAACAUCUAAACCCACAUAAUGCAAUUAUAUUCUCAGACACCCUCAUGAAGAAUUCCUACUCUUGGAAAAGACAUGAUUUAUAUACAAAUAUAGGAUGAGCAUUGAUGGAAGUGAAUAACUUAUUUUUACACACACAUAUUCUGUGAUGAAACAUGAGAAAUAGCUCUCCAGUUCAGCCUGUAAUCAGGUUGCAGAUUAACUUGGGUUGAAAAGUUGGUAAUCACUUACUUCCUUGCCACAGCCUGUCUCCAAAGUAUGGUGCACUCUAGGGAAGGAUUAAGAAGUAACUCCUAAUAUCCCUCCUCACUACCGUGUUUCCCCGAAAAUAAGACCCUGUCUUAUAUUUUUUUGAACCCUGAAAUAAGCGCUUGGCCUUAUUGCCAUGCACUCAAAAGCCCGAUUAGGCUUAUUAUCAGGGGAUGUCUUAUUUUGGGGGAAACAGGGUAGUUACAGAAAAUAUGCAUACAUGUAAAUUUUCAUUAUUUGCAUAGUAGAGCGUGCAGUGAUCCCUAUCUAUUGUUUGUGGUGUUGGCUCUCCAAGGUAUCACAUCCUGAUGUUUUUUACUUCUCUAAACUAGCCACACAUUCUUUGUCUCUCUUUGUUCUAUUCUUCUUCAGCAGCUGGAAAGCUGUACCUGUCUGAGCAGGUUAACUCAUUCUUGGAAGCCAUAUUUCAGCAGGAACUAGAUGUUGCCACAAGCCAAGGAUUUAGUGGCUCUUGUGCUCCUGGGAAACAGGAUUAUUUUUUUACUUUCCUAUUGUUAGGGCAAUCUGAGAUUGGAUUCAGAUAUUGGCUAUCUAGGAAAUUAGAAUUAGUGAUUAAAUACUGAUGGAAUGUGAGAUGAAUCUACUUCUAUAUAGCAAAAAUAAUAAUAAUAAUAAUAAUCAAAUUUGAGGGGGGUUUUUUGGUUCUUUUAUCUUGAUCAUAUGUAGCACUUUGGUAUUUUUUUUCCUUAACAAAAUAUAUAUAUAUAUAUUUGUAUUUUGAGCAUUUUUAAAAAAAUAAAUAUCAUUGGAUAAAUCAACCAUAUCAUGCUAUAAGCUCAUGUUACAGUCAUCCAAUAAUAAACCUUGAACAUAGUCCAUGAGGAACAUCUCUGAUGAAAUGGACCUGGUCGAAUAGCAUCAGGUGUUUCUCCUGAGCAAGAUGUUUUGAAAUGAAGGAAGUGGGAGGUAAUUGAAAAGCAUUCCUGUAACCCAAGACGUAUCUUUACCAACUUGAUCAUAGCAUGUGUUUUUCCUCUUUCUUGUGCUCUUUUCACUUUCACCUUACUUCAAUGUUCACAGAAAUUCUUCUCCAUUCAUUGUGCCCUUUGAGCUGCCUGUGCAUUGAUGAACAACUAGUAUACUUCAGAAUGAAACUGACAUGCUGACAUUCCCAUGAUAUAAUCCCUGCUGGAGCCACAGUUCCCAACAUUUGGAAAUGUGCUUUGUCUGUGGCCUUGUUCCCAUUUGUGCUUUGCCAAGGCAGAUGAUAGAAAUUUGUAGAGGAAUGGCCAAAGGCUUAAAAUCUUCAGAAUGUUGGAAUAAGUCAUGCUGUUCCUGAAAUUGACAGGCCAUUUGCUCAUUUUGGUAUGGGCAGUUGGGUGGGCAAUUCGGCCAUUCUCUAGUCUAAUACUUUAUUUGUAGUCAUGGUUUCUCUUUUUCUUUGCGUAUAUCUUGAAUGCUCUCAGAAGUCAUUAAAGAAAUCAUAAAGAGGGAAUAUCUGCCAAGAUGCUGUUGCUUCAUGUAGUAUGGUACCUACUAGCUCUAACUGCAUAGAUAGUACUUAGCUAUAUAAUUACUAGGCAGAAUUUUUGAAAAUAGAUUGAUAUGAAUACAUUUUGAAAAAGUGAUUGGCCAUAAGGAAAAAUAAAAUGCCAUCUUUUCAAGGGGCUGGAGCAGCUCUUUACUCUUUGACCUCUGCUUAAGAAUAGUGGACGAUUCCUUAUGCUGGCCAGGCUACCUCGGUAAGCUUAGUGUGACUUACUCAUCAUCUCUGAAGUAAAGAAAAAUCUUUCCCAUCAACUGAUCUUUCUGAGCAUAAUUACUGAGCUGGAAUCCUUCUACAUAAGUCCUCUAUUUCCCUCAAUGGAUCUAGGACAGGGACUAGUUACUACUGUGUUUCCCUGAAAAUAAGACCAGGUCUUACAUUAAUUUUUGCUCCAAAAGAAGCAUUAGGGCUUAUUUUCUAAUUGUCUUAUUUUCAGGGGAAAUACGGUACUAAAUACAUCCGUCUUAACUCGGGCUUAUUUUUGGGGUAGGGCUUAUAUUAUAAGCAUCCUUAAAAAUCAUGCUAGGGCUUAUUUUCUGGUUGGGUCUUCUUUUCGGGGAAACACGGUAUCUCCAUCACACACUUUCUCCAUCAGGAUCCUUGAUGAUGGCUUCUCAUCACACCCAUUCAAUUCCAAUUAAAAUGUUGGAGCUUUGCUAGUAUUUUGCUGUUCCAGCUUGCAUAUUUCAUUGGCUAUAUUAUAUGUAAUUUUUUUAAAAAAUCAACUGUUGAUCACUAAAGCAGAAGCAAAUUGUUGUCGUCUGUCUUGUUUGUCGAUUAAGAGCAGGUAAACUCCAUGAGGAGUUUUGACCUUAGACUCAGGGAAAAAUGUAAGAGUUGUUUGGUAGCUGCAGAGAGAAUUUCUUCUUGUGACAUUUACAAGCAAAUGUGUCUCUCCGUGACAGGUAACAAAGAAGUGAAGCAACUUUGUUUUGUGGGCUAAAUGACCUGGUAAAAUAUAGCUACUGCAACAGAAUUUUAUAUUCUCAUUGCUAUAAUGGUAAUAUCCUAAACUGAGAAGCAUUGAUGAAAUGAAGCCAUCAUGGUUUUUGCCACUGAGCUUCCCAUGACCGUUUUGGCACUGCUAUUCACUGAGGUUUUAUUCUUUCUUUGCAUGUAGUUUUAGCAGGACACUACCAGCUAGUUCCGGUAUGAACAGAAAUAGCAGGAUUCUUGAAUAAGCUAUCCAUUGCAAAUUUUGUCAUUCAUUUUUAGUCAGUCUCUCCUAUUAACUUGUAGUCUUUCCCUGCUUAUCUAGUAGUGCAGUCUCCUGAAAGGGCCAUAAGUCUUCAUGGCUUGGCCUGAAGCACUUUUCAAUUAUGGUAAACAGUUAUUGGAUUCAGCCCCUUUUAUAUAUUGCACAUACAAAUAAGUAACAGGAAGCAAUGAACAAGCUUUCAGUAUAGUGGCUGAACUUGUUAAAACAUUAGGACAAUAGGUAGCCUACAAUUAUCUUAAUUCAAGAAGAAUUGUGGACAUGUUAAGAGAUCUUGAAUCUUUAAAAAGAGGAUCUCGGCAAGAAAUGUUGAGUGAAUGCAAGUAAACUAGAAGACCCAUUUUGCUAAGAUAAGCUUUGUUCAAAGGACAAAAAACAUUUGGAUCCAACUUUGUCAAGUUACAAGUUCUUACCGCAUUUGAAUGCUCUUCAUUUUAACUGAAUUCAGGCGCUAAGUUUCUUGUUACUAACAAUUAAAUUGUGAUUGGCUUUUCUUCUCCUCUGUUGGGAUCCUCUGUUGCUUUGGGGUUCAGCACCCCAAAACUGAUUUUUUGUCUUGCCUUUCCAAAAUGCCUUUCCAAGAUGAGCUUUUAUCUGUGCUUUGUAUAUAGCAUUCUGAUCUUUCAUUAGGUGUCUCACCUACGUUAUGAAUAGUUGAGGAAUUGGGGUUACUAAUAAUAGAAUAGAAUAAUAGAAUAGAAUAUUUUACUUGCUCCAUGAGCAAGUAUGGUUUGUGAAUCAUCUUAAGCAGUUUGAUCUAGAAGCAUCGCUUAAUUGUGUCUGAAUUCUCAGCUUCUUGCCCACCUACAAUCUAAAUUAUAUUUUCUCAAUAACUGAUGAAGGGUGUCGCCUUGGGAUAUUUUCAAUACUACAGAAUUGCCUGGUUCUCUGAAAUCACUGUAAUAUUGCUGCUACUGGAGGAUGAGUUCUCAAUUCUUGAGCGUCCACGAUACCCAGUUCUACCUUCUGUAGUCUUAGAUUUAGAGGCAGUGCUUUGAGAUUGGCUUCAGACUCGAUUGAUGUAAUGUUUGAGAUAUGAUUCUGAUAGACUAGCCGUCUACAAUACGAUGCUGCCCCCAAAUAUGAGGACUACAAUCCCAUGAUUUCCAGUCAGAAUCCUAACUGUGAACUUUGGAAUUUGUGAGUCAAGACACAUGAAGAGAACUCUAAUUGAGCAACAACAUUCUACAUCAACUGGCCCCCCUCCUCAUUUCAUAUUGUGCAUCCUGCAUCUGUUUAUAUUAUAAAUGUUGCUUUGCUUUCCAUUCAUUCAUUCUUCUUAGUCAUAGACAUGGUAUUGGAGACAUCGAAACUUGUUGGAAAACUAUUAGUACAAGUACAUGAGAGAUUUCUUACUAGAAGCAAAUGUUUUUAAAAAGGGCUUCCUAAUAAAAUAGUGUCGCUGGUUUUUAACACUCUAUACUAUUUACUCUUCUUUUCAGUGUCCUGGACUGGAAAGACUUUUAAGGCAAUAAGUGGAUUUCCUUGUGCUUGUAGUUGACAUCAUCCUUCCUGAAAAGACUCCCUUGAUAAAAUGUUAGUUGCAGCUUCUAUGAGUAACAUCAGCUUUCUUCCAGUGGAACAGUUUCCUCCCACGCUUGUAUUAACUGAAAUUGCAAACAAACUAAUUUUUCUGUUCCUACUAUGUUGUGAGUCCCUUAGCAACGGGCAUUCAGUAAUAUAUUGCCUCCGAACGUGGCGUAUUCAUAACGAUUAUGAGUUUCAGCCUUUGAUCACUGAGCAAAAUAUAUUGAACCGUGCAAGCAAUUUAAGCCACUCAGCCAGCUAGAGAAAACAUAGUGCAAAAUGCUGGUAGCAUCUAUUGUCCAGGAAAAAUACUUCUUCUAGUGAUUUGUUACUUGCUCUGUGUGAGACUUACAAUAGCCAUUUUUCUAGAUACAUAGGAAUCUUGUGAUCAAAAUGUGAUUUAGUUGAUAAGUUGAUUUUUUGAUAGGAAACGCUAACUUUUUGGUAUGAUAGCGUUCUAAUAUAGGGAAGCCCAGUUCUUUUGUUGGUUGUCAAUUCCAUAACUCCUUGCAACUUUUGUUGUGGAUAAUCAUACCCAAUUGUCUUCCUAAAAUCAAUGUGUUCUGUGAUUGAGAUAAUUCUGAGAAGAACUCUGAUGUUCUAUGUGGAUCUCAAGAGGGUAUUUAAGCAAAUUCCUUUAUCAUAAUUCCAGUUGUGUUGGAUGUCAAUUUCUAAAAUUUCCAGCUAGCACAACAGAGCCACAUAAGAGUUGAAAUGCAGUUUUAUCUAGAGGCAUCAAGCUGAGGAAGUCUGCCUUGCUUUGUGAUGUUGUGGAAGGGGAGCAAUAGCUUUAUCCCCUAGAAGUUCAUGUCUAAAUGGGCAAGACCAUUUACCACCCUCCCAUGUUCAAGACAAGACUAGCUUUGGAAACCGACUUUCAGCAGUGAGUUCUGUGGUCCAUUUGCUGUGAAUGAAAGAGCUAACUUCCAUAGCAGAUGGCACUGAGCAGUUUCCCUGGUUUUUCAGGAUGCUCAGAAUCUGUUUCCCAUGUUUAGUAUCCAAUUCUAAAAGUGCCUAAUGUGAUAACUGAACCUGGUUUUAUGUAGGAGACACUGGCCUUGCCGGUCUUUGUCCUUCUGAUAUGGGAGGACGUGGCAGCCUAGAAUGUGAAUUAGCUUCCGGAAUAAACUGGACAGCAACCAUAGUUGCUUUUCUUUCUCUCUCUCUCUCUCUCCCCACCCCCACCCUCCAUUUGACUCUGCCCUUGUGGGCUGGGAAUCAUUGGAAUUGCAAUCCAACGCAACUGUUGACCACUUGCCUGAUUGUUUUAUAAUCUUGGAAACGGCCAUGAUGAGAGAGCCUAACAAAAGAAUUGCUGUAGAAAAGUGCUGUAGCAAGCGAGUCCAUGUCCACCUCCUUCCUCUUCUUAUUUUCCUCUGCAUAAAAAGUGCCGCCUUGUUGGAAGGUUGCAUUUUGAACUCCUCAUCUGCAUUUCCUGCUACGUGCAGAAGAGAAGUUAUGAACUAUUCUUCCCAGCAAUCUUUUAUGAAUGUGAAAAAGGUCUGAGCGACUCCUCCCUCCCUUUCCCCCCCCCCACCCCCCAAUUAGUACAUUUCAUUUCUACAUUGGCUGGAUUCCUGCAUUGAAAGGAACCAGCAGUGUAGGAAGAAACCUGUUAUCUUUCAUUCCAGAACAUUGUUUUAAGAUAAUGGGGAGAGAAGGCAUUAAAACAUUAUACUAGGGAAUUGGAAGUGAAUAUGCCUCACGUAAGAGGGUAAGGAGGGACCAGAUUUAUUUCCUCCUUCCAUUCUGAGCUGAAAUACAUCGCAGCUUAAUCAAUUGCAGGUUGCUGUAGCUUAUGGGCAAGCCAAGUUUGUGCAUUUUCUAACUUCCAUUCCAGGACUGCCUGUCUCUUUUCUCCUCGUGUUCCUCUCUGAUCCACUACUGUGGUGGCACUCCGACACUUUGCCUGGUGUUGUUUUGGCCUGCCAUAACUGAGUUCAGCCUACCUCAAGAGGUAAUUCUGUGUCUCCCUGUCUUGCAGCCACAAUCCCUUUUAUUUCAGCGUCCUUUUUGACAUAUGCAUAGAUAACACACACACAAACCACACUGGACUGUCUAUCGCCCUACUCUCCAACCCCCUUGCUGUUGCCACCAGUUCUUAUUGCAGAUUGGAUGCUGCUUUAAAUGUGAAAAAAAAAAUGAAUAAAACAGUUGUUUUAAAAAGCUAUAUAAAGAAGAAAAAAAAAUAAAAAUAAAAACCUGAAUGAAAAGCUAAAGCUGAAUUUAUAAGCCUUGUUGCAUAUGAGCCAAAAGUGCAAAAAGCUCCAUAUAAUAAAUUAACCUGCCACUCAUAUAAAUAUAAAUAUAUAUAAAUAUAUUAAAAUCAGACUGUUCUACAAAAUUGUGUAUUUGUAUUUUUGUGUACGUACAAUUUUCUGCUAAGCAGAAGGAGGAUGUAGUAUAGGAUGUGAGAGAAUUUUUUUUAAUCAAAUUUCUUUUGCUACUUAUUUUUCUUAACAUUCAUCUCUCUGUCUCUGUCUUCUCUAUGUAUGACACAGUUUUUGAAAAAGCUGCAGUCUCUCUCUUCUUCCCCCUGUUCCUCUUAAACCCCUCCUCCCCAAAAUGGUCCAUUGCCAGGGUAUACGCUGCCACUAGUUUUGCAGAGAUAUAGAAACUCUCAAAAGUUUGAGAACUCACUGCUUUUAGCAAUGUCAACAUGUGCUUUGUUGGGACUUGGCAUAGUUGCUUCCAAAGUUGUUGAAUCUUGUCAGUGAAUUUCUAUUUCCCUGAAGCAACUUGGCACUUGGCUAAAGUUGGUCAAGGCUUUCGGCGGUCUUUGGUUUGAGAUCCCAAAUAUCUUUGUGAAGGCAUUCCGUCAAGGAAAAAAAAUCAUUGUCAAUCAGACAGGCUUUAGAUUCCUAAGCACGAGCCCAGGAAUUGAGGGCAAAGGCAUUUAGUCACGUUGAAAUUAUUACUCAAUUGAAAACUGAAAGGCCAGACUAGUGUAGCCAUGAUUUGAACAAAAGUAGGAUGGUCUUAAAUGCCCAAAGUAUCUUGUGCAUAUUUUUAUUCCAAUCCUAUAACCAUUCUAUUAAAAAAAUAAAAGAGCAAAUAAUCUAAAUAGGAAGAUUAAAAAAAAUUGUAGAGUGAUGAGAGAAAAAAAUUAGGAUUAUCUCAUAUCUGAUUAAUAUUUCUCAGUUUUCAUAUUUCUUCCCUCUUUGGAAGGAUAUUAGUGGAACUGCCACUUAACUUUAUCAGUUAAUUUAAUCUGUCAAGGGAUUUAUUUCUUCUUUGAAAAGUGCAAGCCAAGUUCCCACAAACCUGCAUCUGUCCUCUUUGCCUCUAAAGUAUAUUUGACUUUCAGAAUGGUUAUUAACCUCACAGUCUUGGUUGAUAUAAAUACAACUUGGUCAGGCUAGAGACCCAGGCUGGUGUUCCACUGAAAUCUCCAAAACGGGCUACGAUGAAAUACAAAAUAGAAAAUGCAAGAGGCUUACUACUCUUUAGAAAAACCGUGGGAGCAUUGACAACUAUCCUGUUCUUACCUCGUUGUAUGAGAACAUGCAGGAUGUUAAAUUCCAAAACAUUUUUCCAGUGUAACUUUCGUUGAGAAUUUUUUUCCCUCAACUUAAAAAAAGUUAUGUAUAAGCUCUUAUUUAACGCUAUGAGAGCCUUUUGUACAUUGAAAUGUCCUUGACUGAUUUCCCAUUUAGUUUCCCAGGGUUCUUCCUUUGCAGGUGGAAACCUUUUCUCUCCUUUUAAAGCUACAUGCCUCAUACUGUUGACCCUUACCAUUUCUUCCAGGGGUGAGAGAGACACUACAUCUUUCUAAGUAGGGCUCAUAUUUAUACCAGUGUGUACUGACUGUGGAAGAAGUCCUUGUUUCUGUAUGUGAAUGGGGAAAGAAACAAGUGCUCUAUUGUAUUGAUUAAAAACUAGCUUAAAAAACAAAUGAGUCCUGUAUCAUUGUAUCUCCUAUUCUGGAUUAUUAGUGCCUUUUUGGACAGUAGACUGUUCUGUAAUUAAAUUGUAGUAUAACUGCUUUUUUGUACAGUUUUGUUUUAAUAAACUUUUUUUAAUUUGUGUUUAUUUUAGUAUUGUACCUACUAGAAAAUUAAAAUGUAUAACUGAAAAAAAA
Messenger RNA from Pantherophis guttatus, 11564 nucleotides. The record is from RefSeq and is a predicted model, not a curated record. NCBI's taxonomy places the organism in Eukaryota, Metazoa, Chordata, Lepidosauria, Squamata, Colubridae.